UGCACAGCGAAGACGCGUGCACACGGCAAGACACACAAACAAAGAAGAAAGCACAUCAGAGUCUGAAAAGGGGGGGGUGAAUAAGUGACGUGAUCGGCGCUUUUUGCACGCCAUUCGCUUUGAUCGUGGCAACGAGAGACUUGUUCGACGUCGUUUUCUUCCAGGAUUUUCAUCUUGGCCAGUUCAACAAGAAAGGAUCACACACACACACACACACACAAUACAUAUAUUUGUUUUUAAAACAAAAUCUGAGAAGUGUAUAUAAUUGGCUGGUGGAUCUUACAGUGGCCGUACUUGAAAACGAAUCGUUUGGCUCACGUUUUUGCGGAACUUGCGGUUUAAAGCGAAUACAAAAAUAUCAACGUAUACAAGCUGAGAGUGAACAAACAGUUUAGUUUUUUUGUUUUUUUUUGUUAUUUUCUGAUCUGAUCGGAGAUUUAAAAAAAAAAAAAAUGUCGGAUGAUGCGCAAAACAUGUCCGACAUUAACUGGCACGGCUUAGACAGUUAUCCGCUGGAUGUGUCCACGGAGGAUGAAUUGGUUAACAUCAACACCAGCAGCAACCGGUCUCCAAGUCCGAUCGAAUCGUUGUUAGGUGAAUUGUCGGGUUCUCAUUCGCUGAUCUUCAUGGAAAACGCCGAAGAAAUGCUGUUGCCGUGGAAGAAUAAUCCCAAUUUCUUGCCCAUCGUUUUGACGCACGUUAUCACUUUCGUAAUUGGCCUGGCCGGAAACAUUGUCGUUAUUAGCACCAUGAGUCGCGGACACGGCGAGCGCUCCGUUACCAGCAUGUUUCUGGUGAGCUUGGCGGUGGCUGAUCUUCUGUUGGUAGCUGUGAGCGCCCCGCUCGAGACCAUGGGCUACUUCCUGAAUCCGUGGACAAAAGGCGGCCGACUCUGUCAACUGCAGUACUAUGUGGAAAUGUUGUCAGCUGUCGCUUCCGUUCUCAAUCUCACAGCAGUCAGCUUAGAAAGGUAUUUAGUCAUUGUAUACCCAAUGAAAUCACGAUCGUUUUGCACGCUGCACAAUUGCAGAAGAGCAUUGAUUGCAGUCUGGAUUUUUGCCCUUUUACUAACAGCUCCGUCCGUUUGGGCCAGAGACAGCGUGACAUACAUCUAUUAUAACAACAAGACGUCCGUUGCCGUUCACUAUUGCAUGGAUACGGGAGAUAUUGGCCAAGAUCAAGGUUUAGGUGCUUACAGCGGUUUCGUCAUCGCCCUUUAUCAACUUCUCAUCAUGCUCGUCUUUCCGCUACUGCUCAUGAUUAUCUGCUACUCACGAGUCAUUCAGGAGCUAUGGCUUUCCACAAAGCAAAUCACGGCCAUGACACGCGAAUGCAACAGCGGCUCACCUCGCCGUCUCGACGUACAAAAUGUUCAAACAGGAUGGGGAUCCAAUCACGGCCCAGGACUCAACACUGUCGCAGGCCGGCUUAGCCACGUGCAAUCUCAUCCUCAAGAGCAUCAUCACGCUCGUAAACCGGCCAAUAAGUACGGUCAUUCACGCAGCGGUGACGGUGCUAAACAAGCCCGUAAACAGGUCAUCAAGAUGCUGAUAUUGGUCGUUCUGUUAUUCCUCGUUUGUUGGGGACCAAGGCUAUUACUGAAUGUAAUAAUCAAGUGGGGCCUGCCCAGCUAUGACCACACGGUUUACCAAUUACGUUUUGUUUUCUAUUUGCUCCCGUUUGUUCACAGUUGCAUCAAUCCUGUUAUUUACGGGUUCAUGUCGACUAACUUUCGGCGUAUGAUGGUGCGAUGUUGCACUCGGAGACGAAGAUUUUCACAAAUGUGUAGCUGUUUCGUUCGUUGCUGCGAGGACGAUGACGCCCACAGUGCUAGACCAAACUCUGUUAUGUUUGAAAUGAGUAACGGAACUGGACUGCGGAGACAUGGCACGCUUGGUCACACGUCAGCCUAUUGCGUCUCAAUAGCUACGACCGAAGCCACCCUGGCAACGGCUGUUCCACGCGGCUCUUUAUAUCAAGAACGACCAGGUCUUUUCACUACAGACGACAUGUAAAAAAGGCUUAGAUAGACUACACCUUUUAUGUUGUGCAAAAGAUGAUCUCAAAUCAACGGGGAAGUUUGUGUUACAAACAUGAGCUUACUAUUUGACAAUGCAACCAUACGCAGUUGUCGCCUAUUACCUGCAACAAAAUAUGUUAUUUGACGUAAGAAAACAACUUAAAUAUCGUUUAUGUUUCAAUGUGCUAUUCCGUCGUUUUUUACGGUGUUUCAACUGCACUCAACUCAUUUCAUUGUAUGGUGAUGAGACAAAUCAAUACACACGAUGUUUAUUGUGUAA
This is a messenger RNA of Daphnia magna, 2300 nucleotides long. RefSeq names its product C-X-C chemokine receptor type 4. NCBI's taxonomy places the organism in Eukaryota, Metazoa, Arthropoda, Branchiopoda, Diplostraca, Daphniidae. The transcript is spliced from 9 exons. Gene Ontology annotation, cellular component: plasma membrane. Bases 453 to 2015 code for a protein of 520 amino acids. Gene Ontology annotation, biological process: G protein-coupled receptor signaling pathway. Gene Ontology annotation, molecular function: neuropeptide Y receptor activity. The record is from RefSeq and is a predicted model, not a curated record.